Messenger RNA from Phragmites australis (common reed), 2011 nucleotides. RefSeq lists its product as uncharacterized. The record is from RefSeq and is a predicted model, not a curated record. NCBI's taxonomy places the organism in Eukaryota, Viridiplantae, Streptophyta, Magnoliopsida, Poales, Poaceae. The transcript is spliced from 2 exons. Bases 1071 to 1856 code for a protein of 261 amino acids.
CUUCCUGCCGCAAGGUCGACGACCUCCCAGGGUAUGAAGUCCAAUAUUGAUAUUGCUUUUGCUCUGAAAUUUGUACUAUCCACCUCAUUUUCAUAUCUGUGCUGCUCUUUUUGGUGGUGCCGUUAGGAGAUCAUAAUAUGUGGAGUAAAAUUUGUUGGGCAUUUUCCAGUUAGAUGGAUGCUCCGUGAUAGGAACCAAUUCAAUCGUAAUAGGAUUGCAUUUCUUUGUUGUGUUUGCAUUGUUAUGUACUGGUGAUUGGCACGGAUGCAAUUGUUGUGGCGAAUCAGUGAUUGCUGGGUGGAGUUCUUGCAUUUGUGCAUGCCAAUUGGAACUAGUGGGUUGCAUAUGGAUAGCUCGGCAUCUUUUUUGUUUACCGGGUGGCAAUUCUUGUCCAGGUGGAUGUGCAAGAGGUGGGGAAAGGAGGGAAAAUGAAUGUGCGGCAGUCUAGAAUUGAUCUCUUGCAUUGUUGACAGUCUCCUGUCAUCUGGGAUUGCUACUUCUUUGGCUUUACAUUGGUUUGUGUUGCAACAAUAGUUGGAGAUGACUAGUGGCAUUGAUGUCUUUUGGUGAUAGCAAAUUUAUUGUUCCUGCGGACUUGAGGAUUUGGAUUCUUGUUUGCUGUGAAAAAUGUACACCUGAAGCCAAACUUUAUGGUGACAGAAAUGUGGUAUGCAUUUUAGGCGCGUGUCCAGAUCUUUGUAUCACUUUAUUUUGUUUACAGCAUUAUCCUAAACUGCCAACAUCUUUGGAUUAUCAAUAUUAUUUUAUUGUUAGUCUCUUCUUGAAUGGCUUAUUGUGUCACUAAUGCCAUAGUAUAGUAGUCAUUUGUGCCAGAAAAAAUUAUAGUAGUCUCUUCUUUAAUAGGGACUAUGGACGGCAGUGGAUAUUAUUGUACCUUGAUGAAUGAGGAGAGCGAUGAAUUGGUUUGGGAUGGAUUGAGUAGCCCACCUGAGGAGCAAGUUACACCAGUUAUGGAAGUUGCACCCACCGUUAGACCAAGCCAAAAAAGAACAAAGAAUUUCAGUGAGAAGGAAGAUGAAAUUUUGGUUUCGUCAUGACUCAAUGUCAGUAUGGAUGCAGUCCAAGGCACCGAUCAAUCUCGUUCUACAUACUGGAAGAGAAUUUAUGAUUAUUUCCACUCCAACAAGGACUUCACCUCAGAUCGCUCCCAAAAGUCCCUCUUGCACCGUUGGUCUGCUAUUCAAGAAAAUGUGAACAAGUUUGCCGGAUGUCUAAGCCGGAUUGAGGGUAGGAAGCAAAGCGGAGUGUCUUACCAAGACAAGCUAGUGCAAGCAUGCACUUUGUUCAAGUCAGAAGAUAAGACCAAUAAGUCAUUUCAAUUCAUACAUUGCUGGAACCUCUUAAGAACACAGUCAAAGUGGAUUGAUAGGCAGACACAAAAGCCGCCUCACAAAAAACAGAAGACAACUGACACUUCAACACCGGCUACGUCUACUCCUAUUUGCCCUGAUGAGAGUGAGGCUGCCACUCCAGAGUAUUCAAUAACGAAGAGACCAAUAGGAAAGAAGAGAGAGAAAGAAAAAUUACGUAAAGGUGGAGAUCUUAUGUACAUAGAGGCAUUAGAUAAUUUGUGGGCUAAGAAGAAAGAGACCGAUGCAGAGAAGGAGCUCAAGAAAGAUGACAGAUACAAACAAGCAUAUGCACUGGAACAAGAGAGGGUUACAAUUGAAAAAGAAAAUCUAGAGUUAAGGAGCAAAGAGUUUGCAUUCAAGAAAAUGUUGGAAGAAGAGAGAAUUAUGUUAAUAGACAUUAGUGGCAUGUCUAUUCUGCAACAGCAAUACUACCGGAGCUUGCAGGAUGAGAUAGUGACUCGACGAAUGAACAGCUCGGGUUGAUAGCUACUGCAACACAAAGAGGGGCGACUUGGAAGCUGAGGGAGAUGAUUUCGGUCCUGUUGCUGCUGAUGGUACUUAUGUGUUGAUCCAUGUUUCACUGCGUCUUAAGGUGAUAGCUGAUGCAGCUACUUGUGUGCAAUGUUAUCUUGAUACUU